AUGGAAACAUCAACAAUCUUAAAUGAUUUCCUUGUGAGCCCUUCCAAAAUGGACCAAAUCAUAAGUCUUGACCAAUUUGCCAAAUUUUUUAAAGGAGCGUCCCCUGUCACAAUUGAACAGCUCUACGAGGAACUUCUCAAAAAAAGACAAACGGUGAUCUCAGGGGUUUCGCGCAGGAUCAACCGCGAGUUCAACCCUCCCAUCGAUGAUAACGACCCCAAGCAUGACCUUGACACGACCUGGAACGAAUCCUCCUCAGUGGUAGCGGGGAAACUUUCCUUGGCUGAAUUGUUACACAAGCUCCAUAUCCUCCAGGAGACCUUGCGGGCAGAAUGUUCUGCAGCAGACUCGCGCGUCGAGGAGGCACUCAUUGAGCUCCAGAUCAGAGUCGACGAGUUAAGCAACUUACACUACGGCUCCUCGUGGAUCCGCGGAGGUGACACCGCUGAUGUCGACUCCAUGGUCUCGGAAACCUUACAGAGCGUUGCCAAAUGCGAACAAUUGAUCAAGAGACGUCGCAGAGCCUGA
Molecule: messenger RNA, 528 nt
Organism: [Candida] anglica
Lineage: Eukaryota; Fungi; Ascomycota; Pichiomycetes; Serinales; Debaryomycetaceae
Source: the annotation of a GenBank genome assembly